This is a messenger RNA of Globicephala melas (long-finned pilot whale), 5569 nucleotides long. It is a transcript of the gene NPR1, whose product is annotated as natriuretic peptide receptor 1. Gene Ontology annotation, biological process: intracellular signal transduction; receptor guanylyl cyclase signaling pathway; cGMP biosynthetic process. The record is from RefSeq and is a predicted model, not a curated record. Gene Ontology annotation, molecular function: ATP binding; natriuretic peptide receptor activity; adenylate cyclase activity. Gene Ontology annotation, cellular component: plasma membrane. NCBI's taxonomy places the organism in Eukaryota, Metazoa, Chordata, Mammalia, Artiodactyla, Delphinidae.
CGGGAGGGAGGGUUCGGAGCUUGGCUUGGGUCCUCCCCAGUCCCCCCCGGACUGCCGGAGACUUGGGCCGGCCGGACGCCCCUUCUGGCACACUCCCUGGGCCAGGCGCUCACGCACACAUACAAACACUCACACUCUCCUUUCCCUCCCUGGCGCCCUCUCCCAUCCUUCUCCACGGAGCGCUCGCGCUCUCGUUUUCUCUCUCCUAACACACACACACACACACACACACACACACACACACACACGCUCUCGCUCACACUCGCGUCCUCUCGGCCCCCGCGCUCUCCUCGCACCCACCUGCUCUGCAGCGCCCUGGGCGCACCCCUCCGUCGCGCGCCCCUGGCGCUCCUGGCGCAGACUGUCACAGCUAGAAGGAGCAGCGUGCCUCGGGGUGAGCGCCCCCGCCCCGCUCGUCCUCCCUCCCACAGGGGCGCUCCUGGUGCCCAGGACGGGCCGCUGAGCCGGAGGGGACGCCAGAGGCCAUGGUGGGAGCGCUUGUCCGCCUCGGUGCCCUCUGAGGCCAUGCCGCGCCCCGGCUGCCCCUCCGGCGCCCGCCUGCGUCUGCUUCUGCUCCUGCCGCCGCUGCUGCUGCUCCCGGGCAGCUACGCGGGCAACCUGACGGUGGCCGUGGUGCUACCUCUGGCCAACACCUCGUACCCGUGGUCGUGGGCGCGCGUGGGACCGGCGGUGGAGCUGGCCCUGGCCCGGGUGAAGGCGCGGCCGGACCUGCUGCCGGGCUGGACAGUCCGCACGGUGCUGGGCAGCAGCGAGAGCGCGCUGGGCGUCUGCUCCGACACCGCCGCGCCCCUGGCCGCCGUGGACCUCAAGUGGGAGCACAACCCCGCGGUGUUCCUGGGCCCCGGCUGCGUGUACGCCGCCGCCCCCGUGGGCCGCUUCACUGCGCACUGGCGGGUGCCGCUGCUGACCGCCGGCGCCCCGGCUGUGGGGUUCGGGGCCAAGGACGAGUACGCGCUGACCACCCGCGCCGGGCCCAGCCAUGCCAAGCUGGGCGACUUCGUGGCGGCUCUGCACCGACGGCUGGGCUGGGAGCGCCAGGCUCUAGUGCUCUACGCCUACCAGCCCCGCGACGACCAGCCCUGCUUCUUCGUGGUGGAGGGACUGUACAUGCAGGUCCGCGACCGCCUCAACAUCACGGUGGACCACCUGGAGUUCGCCGAGGGCGACCGCGACCACUACACCAUGCUGCUGCGCACCGUGCGACGCAAAGGCCGAGUUGUCUACAUCUGCAGCUCCCCAGACACCUUCAGAACCCUGAUGCUUCUGGCCCUGGAAGCUGGCCUGAGUGGGGAGGACUAUGUUUUCUUCCACCUGGACCUCUUUGGGCAAAGCCUGCAAGGAGCACACGGCCUUGCUCCCCACAGGCCCUGGGAGAGAGGGGAUGGGCAGGAUGUCAGUGCCCACCAGGCCUUCCAGGCUGCCAAAAUCAUUACCUAUAAAGAGCCGGAUAAUCCUGAGUACUUGGAAUUCCUACAGAAGCUAAAACACUUGGCCCAUGAGCAGUUCAACUUCACCAUGGAGGAUGGCCUGGUGAACACCAUCCCAGCGUCCUUCCACGACGGGCUCCUGCUCUAUGUCCAGGCAGUGUCGGAGACUCUAGCACAUGGGGGAACUGUCACCGAUGGGGAGGGCAUCACUCAGCGGAUGUGGAACCGAAGCUUCCAAGGUGUGACAGGAUACCUGAAAAUGGACAGCAAUGGAGAUCGGGAGACCGACUUCUCCCUCUGGGAUAUGGAUCCUGACACUGGCGCCUUCAGGGUUGUUCUGAACUUCAAUGGAACCUCCCAAGAGCUGGUGACCGUGUCAGGGCGCAAACUGAACUGGCCUCUGGGGUAUCCACCUCCUGAUGUGCCCAAAUGUGGUUUUGACAAUGAGGACCCAGCCUGCAACCAAGACCACUUUUCCACCCUGGAGGUGCUGGCUUUGGUAGGCAGCCUCUCCCUGCUCAGCAUUCUGCUCAUCUCCUUCUUCAUAUACAGAAAGAUGCAGCUGGAGAAGGAACUGGCCUCAGAGCUGUGGCGGGUGCGUUGGGAGGACCUGCAGCCCAGUAGCCUAGAGAGGCACCUCCGGAGUGCAGGCAGCCGGCUGACCCUGAGCGGGAGAGGCUCCAAUUACGGCUCCCUGCUGACCACAGAGGGCCAGUUCCAAAUCUUUGCCAAGACAGCAUAUUAUAAGGGCAACCUCGUGGCUGUGAAACGUGUGAACCGUAAACGCAUUGAGCUGACGCGGGAAGUCCUGUUUGAGCUGAAGCAUAUGCGGGAUGUGCAGAAUGAACACCUGACCAGGUUUGUGGGGGCCUGCACUGACCCCCCCAAUAUCUGUAUCCUCACAGAGUACUGUCCCCGUGGGAGCUUGCAGCAGGACAUCCUGGAGAAUGAGAGCAUCACCCUGGACUGGAUGUUCCGGUACUCGCUCACCCAUGACAUCGUCAAGGGUAUGCUGUUCCUGCACAAUGGGGCCAUUUGCUCCCAUGGGAACCUCAAGUCAUCCAACUGCGUAGUAGACGGGCGCUUCGUGCUCAAGAUCACUGACUACGGGCUGGAGAGCUUCAGGGACCCGGAGCCCGAGCAAGGACACACCCUCUAUGCCAAAAAGUUGUGGACAGCCCCUGAGCUCCUGCGAAUGGCCUCACCCCCUGCCCGGGGCUCCCAGGCUGGUGACGUGUACAGCUUUGGGAUCAUCCUUCAGGAGAUUGCCCUGAGGAGUGGUGUCUUCCACGUGGAAGGUUUGGAUCUCAGUCCCAAAGAGAUCAUCGAGCGUGUGACUCGGGGCGAGCAGCCCCCCUUCCGGCCCUCCCUGGCCCUGCAGAGUCACCUGGAGGAACUGGGGCAGCUGAUGCAGCGCUGCUGGGCCGAGGACCCGCAGGAGCGGCCACCCUUCCAACAGAUCCGCCUGAUGCUGCGCAAAUUUAACAGAGAGAACAGCAGCAACAUCCUGGAUAACCUGCUGUCGCGCAUGGAACAGUACGCCAACAACCUGGAAGAGCUGGUGGAGGAGCGGACCCAGGCCUACCUGGAGGAGAAGCGCAAGGCGGAGGCCCUGCUCUACCAGAUUCUGCCUCACUCAGUGGCUGAGCAGCUGAAGCGUGGGGAGACGGUCCAGGCCGAAGCCUUUGACAGCGUCACCAUCUACUUCAGCGACAUUGUGGGUUUCACAGCCCUGUCGGCGGAGAGCACGCCCAUGCAGGUGGUGACCCUGCUCAACGACCUGUACACUUGCUUUGAUGCUGUCAUAGACAACUUUGAUGUCUACAAGGUGGAGACCAUUGGUGACGCCUACAUGGUGGUGUCCGGGCUCCCAGUGCGGAACGGGAGGCUGCACGCCCGCGAGGUGGCCCGCAUGGCCCUGGCGCUGCUGGACGCGGUGCGCUCCUUCCGCAUCCGCCACCGGCCCCAGGAGCAGCUGCGCUUGCGCAUCGGCAUCCACACAGGACCCGUGUGUGCAGGUGUGGUAGGGCUGAAGAUGCCCCGUUACUGUCUUUUUGGGGACACAGUAAACACGGCCUCAAGAAUGGAGUCUAACGGGGAAGGUAUGCUGGGUCCCCGAGGCGGGACAGGGAGGGAAGGGUGGCUGUGGCUGAGGAAGGCCCUCCUGGCAGUGGGUGCCUAUCCAAUCCAUGUUCUGUCUCCUCCCAGGCUCCCUUCUCAUAAGGGUUCAACCUGGCCACAUCACCUUGAAUCUAAUCAGAGACUCAGGUCUCAGCUGCGCCCUCUUGGCAAAUGAUUGAAAAGUCUUUCCAGGCCAAUGUCCAGCAGUUCCCAGCUGGGAACUACCUUUAGGACCCUCUUGGGUGUGGUAAAAAGGGCUCCAGAGCAGCCCACUUGGGUGUGAGUCUCAGCUCUACAACCGACUCAGCUGUGUCAGUUUGCUACACCUCCCUGAGCCUCUGUUUUCCUCACCUGGAAAAUGAGAAUUAAAUAUCUACCUCAGAAGAGUUACGUGAGAAAGUCAUAUAACACGACUAGCAGAUAAUUGUCAUUCAACUUUUCUGAGCCUUAGCUGUUUAUCUUUUUUUUUUUUUAAUUAAUUAAUUUAUGGCUGCCUUGGGUCUUCGUUGCUGUGCGCAGGCUUUGUCUAGUUGUGGCGAGUGGAGGCUAGUCUUAGUUGCGGUGCGCGGGCUUCUCAUUCUGGUGGCUUCUCUUGUUGCAGAGCAGGGACUCUAGGUGUGCGGGCUUCAGCAGUUGUGGCACACGGGCUUCAGUAGUUGUGGUUCGCGGCCUCUAGAGUGCAGGCUCAGUAGUUGUGGUGCACAGGCUUCGUUGCUCCGCGGCAUGUGGGAUCUCCCCAGACCAGGGCUCGAACCCAUGUCCCCUGCAUUGGCGGGCAGAUUCUUAACCACUGCGCCACCAGGGAAGUCCCUGUUUAUCUUUAAAAUGAUGCCUGUCUCAGUGUUCUAAAAAAUAGCCCAACCCCUGGAACACAGUAGGUACCAAAUAAAUGCUUGCUCCCACCUCUUCCCUUGGGCUUGCUUCCUGUUGAUCUUCUGCCUCCUGCUGUAGUCAACACAAUUCAAUUCAGUAAAUAUUUAUUGAGCAACUACUGAGUACCAGGCCUUGGAAUACUAAGACGACCCAGACCAAAGCUUGCUAGGGAGUCCACGCGGACCCCAGCUAAGCCUCGUGGUGGGCAAAGGGCUUCUUGGGAGCCCAGAGGGGGUCUGGUUCAGCAGAUAUUCCCUGGACACUGUGUUGAGGGCGUCGAGGUGGAGAAAGCUUCUCACUGAGGUUCAGUCCUCAAGGAGCACAUUCUCAGAAAUCGUUUAACAGCAGAAAAGGGCCUCUGCGAUGCAGACCCCAGGAGUGGUAGGGGCGAGUUCAGAGGGAGGUCAAAGAAGGGCUGUGGGGAACAGCAGUCAGGAGUCAGGAGUCUGGGCAGACCUCAGCAGAUUUGGGCAGGUCUCCUCCCCGAGGCCUGGGCUCCCUCAGCCCUGAAAUGAGGGUGUUGAGUUAAGGAACGAUGAUAGCAAACACUCGUAUAGUGCCUCCUAAGUGCCAGACUCUUUUAAAAUGCGUAAUGAAUAAUGUUAAAUUUAAUCCUCACCAGAAGGCUUUGAGAUGGGUCCUGUUGCUAUCAGCAUUUUGUAGAGUAGGAAACUGAGGCCCAGAUAGUUUAUACUACUUCCCCGAGCAAGUGUCCAAGCUGGGAUUCAUCCUAGGCAGAGCAGGCUCCGAUGUCUGAGCUCCUGACCUCUACACUCUAUUGUCUGUCUAGAGCCUGGUGAUGCGCUGGAGUGCUGUCCAAUAGAACUUUCUGCAGUAAUGGAAAUGUUCUAUGCUGUGCUGUCCAAUAUGGUAGCCUCUGAGGCAUUGCAUUUUUCACUAUAUUUCAAUUACAGUUUAAAUAGCCACAGGUGACUAAUGGCUUUCAUGGUGGACAGCACAGUUCUAGAGUUCUUAGGGAGAGGCCUGUGUAGUCAGACACUACAUGGAGGGGGUGGGACUUUGAAUUAGGAGGCUUUCUGGGCCAAAGGAAGGAGGGAGAGCAUGUUUCUAGCCCCACAGUCCCUGAUCUCCUGCUCCCAUCUCUUGCUUCUCUCAUCUCCCUUCUC